Anastrepha obliqua is the source of this 697-nucleotide messenger RNA. RefSeq names its product protein transport protein Sec61 gamma-2 subunit. The transcript has 2 exons. Gene Ontology annotation, biological process: protein targeting; post-translational protein targeting to membrane, translocation. The record is from RefSeq and is a predicted model, not a curated record. Lineage: Eukaryota; Metazoa; Arthropoda; Insecta; Diptera; Tephritidae. Gene Ontology annotation, molecular function: transmembrane protein transporter activity. Bases 169 to 375 code for a protein of 68 amino acids. Gene Ontology annotation, cellular component: Ssh1 translocon complex; membrane.
AUUGAAAUGUUUAAAUAAAAAAAUUGUUGCAUGCGAUAUUUUGCAUAUCUCUAAAUGACUUUAUAUUUUCGCUGAAAAUAAAUCGGAACAACUUAAGUUUAAAUUACUUAUUUAGUACACAGAAUCAAAAUAUCACCCGCCUAACAAAUUCCGAAGCAAUCGCUAAACAUGGACAAAGUUGUUAAAUUCUGUGAACCCGGCCGUGCGUUCGCCAAGGACUCUAUCCGUUUGGUUAAACGCUGUACGAAACCUGACCGCAAGGAAUUCCAAAAAAUUGCUAUUGCUACAGCAAUUGGUUUCUGCAUUAUGGGCUUUAUUGGUUUCUUCGUUAAACUAAUCCACAUCCCCAUCAACAACAUCAUUGUGGGCUCAUAAAAUGCCUAUCAGCUUCAUUUGUUCAUACAUUCAUACUUACUUUACGAUAGAUAAUUAACAAUAUCCUCGAUUUUUGUUUGUAUAAAAGCAUUAGAUUGAGUUCAAAUUUUUUCAUUUAGAAAUAAGAGAUUAAAUAUUUGUGUACGCAGAGAUUAUAAAGAACGGUAUAUGAUUCAAUGUAUUCACACUCUGAACUCAUUACAAAAUCUGUAAUGUACUGAAUUUUGGUUUUAUCAACAAUGUGCAGCGUCCAACGGCGCAGAGUGGAAGUUUCAAAAAUCUUUGUUUAACAAUUUGAAUAAAACAAAUGAAAAAAAUGUAA